Orbicella faveolata is the source of this 34954-nucleotide messenger RNA. Its product is annotated as obscurin-like. The record is from RefSeq and is a predicted model, not a curated record. NCBI's taxonomy places the organism in Eukaryota, Metazoa, Cnidaria, Anthozoa, Scleractinia, Merulinidae. Gene Ontology annotation, molecular function: ATP binding; protein binding; guanyl-nucleotide exchange factor activity. Gene Ontology annotation, biological process: protein phosphorylation.
UAGCUACCAAGAAUAUGGAGAUUCUGCAGCAUCGACACAAGUCCUACUUGAUGAACACUCCAAAUUUGAGGAAGCUGCACAGGAAAAGGAGGAGGCUGGACAGAGACUUGCACGAGAAACAGAAAAGCUUGUGAACGGCGACUUGUGCGACAUGCAGGACACACAGCAAAAAAUUACCCAACUACAGACAAAUUUGCAGUUGUUCAAACAACGUGUGGAGGAUAGAAGGAAACUAUUGCUGGAGACAAUAGCCUUUUACAAAAACAACUGCAGAGCUCUGAGUAAGCUUGAUGAAAUUGGAGACAAAAUCACUGAAGAGAAACUCACAGUGGAAGAUCAAAAGGAGCUCUAUGGUGCAAUCAAUGCAGCAUCUGCAGCACAGCUUCGAGAUGGCAAGAUGCUACAAGAGAAACUGGCAGACGGUAAACACCAACCAGUGAUAGUAAGAAUGUAUGAAGAACUGCAAGAACGCAGCACAGCAAUGCUCGUCAAUGUGGAACCUGAUCCUUCUGAGAAGGAGUUGGAAGAUCUCUGUGGAUGGGUAAAGAAUGUUGGUGAAGACUUUCUUGAUCACAAUACUGUGAUGGGUGAUUCUGUUAAAACAUCACAGGAUUUCUUGUAUUCACACCAGGAACUUGAUUCAGAUAGACAGGCACUUGAGGACAAAAUAGCCAAAGCUGUUGAUGUAUCAAAUGCACGGUCAAAGACAGACAUUGCUAAGGUGCAAGACAUGCAGGAUCUUUGGAACAGGUUCACUGCUCGACUUGACUACAGGCUGAAGUUGGGGAAAAUGUACUUUGAUUUCCAUCGACAUAGACAACUGCUUUUCAGCAAAUUGGAAGAGCUCUCCAGUCAGCUGACAAGUGAUGAACCAAAGGAGAACGUGGAUGCAUCACCAGCAAUGCUUGCUCGGCAGGAACAGCUGCAGGAUGCUAUUCUUUCUGCAUCUGGGCAAAUGCAGAAGGAGUCACAAGCUCUUCUAGAUGAACUGCGAAAAGAGACCAGAGAGGAACAUUUGGACAGGGGGGCAGCUGCUGAAUGCAUACAGACGUUCCUGGCCACUCUGGAAGCCAGGGUCCACAAACUUGGUCAGCUGUGGACUCUAAGAGAAGAACAACUGAACAAGAACAGACAACUGAGUGCUGAGUUUGUACAGUUUGAAAAGGAUACUAGAGAGGUCAUCUUGUGGGUCAAAGAACAAAGUGAUGCUUUUUUCCCAGUCAAAGUUGACUACAGUUCCCUUCCAGCUGAUCCGAGAGAGCUUGAAGGCAAACUGCUAAGGUUCAAAGAUGCUGCAAGGCGCACAGAUGAAGAUGUUCAAUCUCAUCUCCGUGCAGCAGAGGAGCUCUCAGAGGCAGAGGGUAGUUACAAGGCAGCAAUCAGAGUAAUCACAGAUGAAUUACAAAUAGCAUAUCAGAGGUUCAAGACACUCCUGGCAGAUUAUGAGGUGCUUCUGUCCAUGUCGGCAACAUUUUACACUAGUGUAGAAAAACUCCUUCAAAUGAUGGAUGACAUGACAUAUGGAAUACGAAAACAGCCUCUUCCAAGAGACAUAAACAACGCACAGCUUCUCCUUCAGGAUCAUCUUGCCAACUACCAGACAGUUCAAGACCUUUACAACUUCACCACCGUUAGUGCACAAGAUGUCUUGAGUCGAGCUGCCACCUCAGCUGCAGUCUCUGUGUCGCGCGAUGAAAUCAAGGGUUUCCUUGAGAGGUCAGAAGGGAGGCAUGAUGAAUGGAGAACUCUGUGGGAGCAUCAUAAAGACAAGCUGCUUGAAAGUGUGCGACUAUGUGAAUUUGAACAAGCCAUCAGUACGGUCAACCUGACUAUCGAGGAGCACACUCGAGAGCUACUUGCUCUCAACCGGAAGUUUGGUGUCACUUUACUUGACGCUGUUACUCUUCUGCAAGACUCUGAUUCAUUUCUGGAAUCUGUGAAGCCUGCUGAUGUAGAAGUUGGCAGACUGGUAGAGGAAGCAGAAAAGUUGAGACAGUUGAAUCACCAUGAUGCUCCUGCCAUUAUGCGACAAGUGUCUGCAAUGGAAGUCCGCUGGCAGAGAUUUUUGUCCAGGAUGGAGGAUCACAGAGCCAUGCUGGAGGCAUCAAUAGAAUAUCACCAACUUUACGAACAGGCAUCAGUUUGGAUCAGUGACAGUGAGCACUUCUUGAAAACCACGCGAGAUGGAGCAAAAAGAUGCAAAACAGAGGAAGAAGUCAUAGAGCUUCUUGACAUGUUAGAAGGCUUUGUCAAGCCAGGCCUCAACAAGCAAGAGGCACGGCUAAAAAAAUUGGCUGAACUCUCCGCCAAGCUCACGAUGGAUGAACCUCGCUCCAGAGCCAAAGAUCUCAUGUCUAAACAGAAUGAGAUUACCACCAAAUUUGAUCUCAUGGAUAAUGACCUAUUCCGCUUAGCAGAGAGACUUAGGGAGAGAAAGCAGAGAGGACUACCUCCCAAGGCGGAAGAAGUAACAGCUGAAAGUGUAGAGGCCUAUGAGAAAGAACUUCUGGAAUCCACUCCCAUCUCAGCAGAUUAUGAGAAGCCAGUGCGAGUGAAUGUCUUGUCAUCAUUCAUUGAUGGGGUUCUAGGCAGCAAGAGACCUGGUGAUCGGGAUGUACUUGAGGAAGUUGGACCAGCCAAGCGUCCACAGGUGUCAGUGCGAGUGAGGUCAGAUGCACCAGUGAGCGUAGAAGCUGAACAGAAGAUUGAGCCCAUCAUCAAGUCAGAGAUCCAGGGUUGGUUCGAGGGAGGCAAGGCUGUGAAACCAGCUGAGAUCCCAGAGCAUGAGAUACUGGUUCACAUCAGUGAAGAUACUAAGCGAGAACCUAAUCAAAUGGCUUUGUCUCCAUGGGGUGCAGAAGUGGUGAAGAAAGAUGUCACAGUGACUUCGCUUGGACCCUUCGUCAGCAAAGACAUUGAAGUUGAAACAGCCCUUCACACGGAAACAGCACCACCAUCCUCGUCGGAUCAGCUGCAACUCAUAAGGAAAAGAGUGUGGAAGACAACAACAAGAGAAACCACAACAAGCAUCAAACAAGAGACAAGAACUGAAGUGGAGAUGCUGGUUCCAGAAAAACCCGAAAUGACGUCAAAUCUCUAUGUUUUUGGUGCUCUGCCACCUUCUGAGAAUCUAAAUGUCAAUGUGCGGUCCAAGAAAACUGUUGAGAGUGCUCCUGAUACCUUGGACAAGACCAGCCCUGAAGAGAUUGACAGAGUUGAAGGAGACAUGAAAAGAGCAAAUGAAAACAUCUGUAGGAGGAUUGAAGAUUCUGUUGCUAGUAGUCGUAGACAAAUGCAACCCCCAAAACAUGUUGAGCUUCUCAUUCCACAACAUGCUGGUUCAGUUCUGAUCUUCACACCACCAGGGACCCCACGAAGGGGGUCUGCCCCAUGCGUUGAUUCAAGUCAGCUACCAAAUGGCCACCCAGCUGAUGAAGAUCAACCUAGGGUCGAGUCUGAGGUGCACCUCAUGACCACACCCAAGGACUUCAACUUUGAUGCAGUGGAACUAACACUCCCAUAUCCUUAUAUGAAUGGGGAAGCCCCUGACUUGGACAAAGAAGCUGAGCUGCAAAAGAUGAAUGCCAUCACUGAUAAGUUGAUUGAAAGUGAAGAAAAAUAUGUGGAUGACUUGAGAUCCCUUGCUGAGGAUUAUAUCUAUCAGCUACCCAAAGCUCCACCUGAGGUGGCUGACAAUAAAGACACCAUCUUCAUCAAUUCAGAGGACAUCUUCUUCUUCCACAAAGUGAUCUUUUGUGAGGAGCUGGCUAAGUGUAAAGGAAAUCCUUCAGAAGUUGGCAGGGUCUUCAAGAAAAGGGAACAUGAGCUUGACAGAUAUAUAACCUUCUGUGAUGGAAAAGGGGACUCAGACAGCUUUUUAGAAUCUCAACCAAAAGACUUCUUCGAGAAGUGUGAGGCAGAGGGUCCUUCUCGUCCUGUUGAUGAACUUCUGGAUCGCCCUGUUGAACGUAUUUUAGAAUACAGAUCAUAUCUCGGUGAUCUUCUGGAUUGUGGACGAAAGGCUGGGGUUGAUACAGAUGACCUCGAGGCUGGCAAAGAAGUUGUUGAUCGUCUUUGUGCAGAAAUUCGUCAGAAGACCCAGUUUGAGAUCCUUGUUCCUGGCACCCCAAAAGAGGUUGAGUUCUACGUGGCAUUAGAGGAUUAUCGAGAUGACCAUAACAACAUAUUGCUUCGGAAGGAAGAGACUGUAGUGGUGCUAGAUCGACUGUCACGCCCUGGGAUGUACAAGGUGGUCAGGCUGCUAGCAGAUGGCUCCAAGGACAAUGAAAUCUGGGUACCAUCAGCAGUGCUACAGCGAAAGAAGUCCACAGCAGAAAUCAUUAUGCCUGCUGAGUACACCGUUAAGCUGAAGUCAAAGCCUGGAUCCAAAGUGCCUGAUGAAAUUUCAGAAAUUGUCGUCCCUGCUCCUGAAAAAGAAAUUGUUGUAGAAACAGAGCCUGUACAGUUGGCAUCAGCCCCGGUAGCGCCAGUGUUUACCAUGCCAUUGGCAAAUCAGAAAGCCAAGGAGGGCCAGCCAACACAGCUAGAUGCCCGUGUGUCUGGUGUUCCAGAGCCGGAGGUAGCAUGGAUGAAGGAUGAUCAUCCGGUCAGAACAGGGGAGCGCAUCCAUGCCGAGAAGGAGGGUGAUUUGCAUAGCUUGAAAAUAUCGGAAGUCGAUAUCGAAGAUGAGGGAACAUACAUGUGCCAGGCCAGAAACACCGCAGGAACAGCAACGUCCAUGGCAGACCUAAAUGUUGAAUCUGGUGAAUCAGAGGGAGAACCAGAUGUUGAUGAGCCACAAACUGACAGAUCUGUUAUAAGAAUAGACCCAAAUCAAGAACCACAGGCGGUCACUUUAACUCUUGAUGGACAAGGUGGGACUCUCUUUGCUCCCAUUCAAGUUCAGCUUCCUCAACCAGGUGACAGCAGUGCACCUGAGAUUUAUUUGAUGACUGAAAGUAAGCCAACAACGCGUCGACGGUCCAUUCCUCCUGAAUUUUCCUCUGAACUUGAAGACAAAACAAUAGAGGAAGGAGAUUCAGUGGAAAUGCAGAUCUUUGUUACCGGUACACCUCCACCUGAAGUAGUUUGGUACAAAGAUGAACAACCAAUUACAAUUUAUCCACACAGACGUUUCCAUGCAACAAGAGAGAAUGAAAUUUGUAGCUUAGAGAUCAAGGAUGCACGCUGUAGUGAUCAAGGAAAAUACACAUGCAGAGCUAAAAACACUGCUGGAGAGGUCAAAAAGUCCUGCGAUCUAACUGUGAAACAAGUUACUCCAACAAGCCCUCCCGCUUUUGUCAAAAAUUUGAAGGAUGUAUACAUCGUCGAAGGAUCUUGCACUCGCUUUGAUGUGAAAGUCACAGGUAUGCCCGAACCCAAUGUAAGCUGGUACAAAGAUGGACGGCCAGUUAAAGAAGACAAGCAUCUGGAACUCGUCCACGAUGAAGACACUUCUGCUUUAAUUCUCAUGUACGGCAAACUGGAAGAUGCAGGUGAUUAUAUAUGCAAGGCUUCCAAUGAGGCUGGAGACGCCCAGUCAUCAGCACAUCUUCACAUAUCACCCCUUCAAAUACCAGCCAAAUUUGCAUCGCAGUUAGAAACUGUCGAAGUGUCCGAGGGGGAGCCAUUGAAGCUAAAGUGUACAGUGGUUGGAAAACCAGAUCCCAACAUAACUUGGUUCAAGGAUCAACAGCAAGUCCAGGAAAGUGACAGGAUCAAAUUGAAGGUGACAUCUGAUAACACUUGUAUCUUAAACAUACCCAAGUCAGACAUGGAUGAUGAAGGAACAUACACAUGCUCGGCGACUAAUUCUGCUGGAAAAGAUACUACUUCAGCCAAAGUGACAGUCAAUGGCGAGGGUAAAGUUCCAGAGUUUACCAAAGUCCUAGAGAAUACUGAAAUACCAGAUGGAAGUCCUGUUCGGUUAGAAGUUAGAGUUCAAGGAAAGCCAACACCUUUUGUAGAGUGGCUCAAGGGUACCAAGCUGUUAAAAUCAGGGCCACGGUUUGAAACACAAACAACUGGAAAUACACACACCUUUGUUAUAACACACUGUAGAGAUGAUGAUGGUGGUAUAUAUACUUGUAAGGCGAGGAACAAGUUUGGGACAGCUUCUUGUGAAGCAACACUGGUUGUUGCAGAGGACACUGUACCACCAAGGUUUACAAAGAAACUUUAUGACUCCACAGCAGAUGCUGGCAACACUGUUGAGUUUUCUGUCAAGUACAUUGGCAGCCCAGAACCAAAGGUGAAAUGGUUUUUGGAUGACGAGGAAGUUUCUGAAGAUGAUGAAGGUAUGGACAUUGAGACCGAGCCUGGUUCAUCCUUGCUUGUGCUAGAAGACAUAGCACCAAAUGACUCCGGCCAGUACAAAUGCAUCAUAACUAAUAUAGCAGGCAAAGCUGUUACAAGUGCGCAGCUCAAAGUUGUUGAUGAAGGUGUGAAGGCAGUGCCCACCACGACAGAGCAAGUUCUUGAGGCUGUGCCUCCAGCAAUAGAAAAAGAGCCAAGUGGUAAAGCGCCGGUAUUUCUCAAAGAAUUGACCAAUGUUCAUGUUGUUGAAGGAGAUGCAGUUCGGUUGGAAGUUGUAGUUGAAGGGAUGCCUAGGCCAGCUGUGCAGUGGUUUGUUGAAAAUGACUUUGUGGAAGAAGAUGAGCAUACCCAUAUCAUUCAAGAGGGAAACAUGCACGCCUUGGUUAUUGAUGGUACAGUGUUAGAUGAUGAAGCAGAGUACAAGUGUGUGGCCAAGAACUCAUUUGGAGAGGUAGAAUGUAUUGGUGAACUUCUAGUUGAUGAAAUUACGACCAAACCGGAGUUUUUAAAAGAACUGAAGCCAGUGGAAGUUGAAGAGGGUAGUGAUGUAGAGUUCGAAGUGCAAGUGCAAGGAAAUCCAGAACCAGAUGUUUCAUGGUUUAGAAACAAUGUACUCAUUGAACCUGGUGACAGAUAUGAAGAAAAGAAAGUUGAAGACGCACACAGAUUGAUCAUCCAUGAAACAACACCAAAGGAUUCUGGUGAAGUCAAAUGCCAGGCUAAAAAUGAUGUUGGUAGAGUUCACAGUGUUGCACAACUUGUUGUCAAACCAGCAAAGAAACAAGAGGAAGUAGCAGAUGAAGGGAAAACAAGUGAUGACAUUGAAGAAAUCUCUGUAUCUCAUACUGUUGAUGUACAACGUGAGGUACCCCUUGAAGCUGUGCUUGGUGUUCCAAAGGAGGAAAAGUCACUUGUUCCACCAGAAAUUGCAAAAGGCUUAGAAGAUCUUACCGUAACAGAGGGUGACACGGCACGUUUCGAGGUGGAAAUUUCUGGCAACCCUACACCUGAUGUCGAGUGGUUUAACAGUGAUGCAAAGAUUGAAGGAAACGAAGAGACUCUGUUGGAGUCCGAAGGCAACAUUCAUAGGCUUGUUUUGAUGGAUGUUCUGCCAGAGGAUGAAGGAGACUACAUGGUUACUGCCACAAAUGAAGUAGGUAAAGUGUCAUGCACAGGAAAGCUGUCUGUUCAAGAGAAGAUUAAAAAGCCCUCGUUCUUGGAGGUUCUCAGAGACAUCGAAGUGACUGAAAAUACGGAUGUGCGAUUGGAGGUUCGAGUUCAAGGCACAGAACCUGAUAUUGACUGGUACAAGAAUGGUGUUGUGAUUGAGGAAGCAACAUCUAGAACUGAGUUUGUUGAGAAUGAAGAGAGAGGAAGUUAUGCUUAUCUUAUUUAUGGUGCCACAACAGACGAUCAGGCUACCUAUCGAUGCACAGCAGUAAACGAGGCAGGCGAAGUAUCAUGUGAAGGACAAUUGACAGUACGAGAAAAUGUCAUUCCACCGAGGUUCCUUCAGCGUCUUGAAGAUAAAAAGGUUGUCGAAGGGUCUGAUGUAGACUUCGAGGUCGAGGUCAGUGGAAGACCCAAACCAACCCUGAAGUGGAUUAAAGAUGACAGAGACGUUGCCCCUGAUGAUCAUAUUCAAAUAGACACUGAAGGCCGCAUUCAUACAUUGUCAGUAACUCCGUCUAGAUUAGGAGAUGGUGGGAAAUACAGCUGUGUUGCUUCUAACAGUGGUGGUAGGGAUUCUUGUUCUGCUAAUCUUGAAGUUGAGAAGGAAAUGCAUGCACCAGAAUUUGUUGUCCAGCCUCAAGGAGUACAGAUUGUGGAGGGAGGCCAAGCUAGAUUUGAAGCAGUCGUUUCUGGCCUCCCAGAACCAGAAAUUGAGUGGUUUAAAGAUGGAAAGCUUGUGCGGGAAAGCUAUCGUUUUAAAUUGGAAUUUGAUGGAAACAGGUCUGUUCUCACAGUGAAGGAUGCAAAACAAACGGAUGAUGGAGGAUUCACUUGCACAGCAACUAACAAGGUUGGAAAGGUUUCUUGCACCAUAGAACUAGUUGUUGAUGAGGCAGUUGUUGCUCCCGAAUUCCUGAAGAGAAUGAACAGUAUCGAGUUAUAUGAAGGAGAUUUGGUACGAUUUGAUGUCCGUGUGUCUGGUACACCUCAGCCAGAUGUGAAGUGGCUUAAGAAUGACACAGCUUUGGAAGGAGAACUACGCUAUGAAUUCCUCUCAGAUGAUGAUAUGCAUUCCCUGGAGUUGACCAAUUGCCUUCUGUCUGAUGCUGGGACAUACCGUUGCAUUGCUGCAAACGAAGCUGGUCAGACAUCUUGCAGCGCUGAACUUACUGUCAUGGAAAAACCCACGCCUCCUGUAUUCACAGACGAGCCUUCAUUUCCAAAUAUGAUCGAAGAUGGUGGUGAUAUUUUGUUGGAGGCCACUGUAAGUGGCAAGCCUACACCAACUGUAGAAUGGGUCAAGGAUGAUGCAGCUGUGAAGAACAGUAGCCAUUUUAACAUCAAAGCAGAGGAUGACAAACACACAUUGACCAUUGUUGGCGCUGGCCCUGCUGAUUCUGGUGCUUACAAAUGUAUAGCAAAUAACCCAGGAGGAACAUCUACAAGGACAUUUAACGUCAACAUCGAGGCUACAAAGCCGCAAGGAAGUGCACCGCGGUUUUCAAAGAUCCUGGAGUCACCAAAAGCUGUCGAGAAUUCUCCUGUCACUCUGGAAUGUGAAGUUAUUGGUUCUCCUGAGAUAUCAAUUGAGUGGCACAAAGAUGAUUCUCGAUUGAGGCAGACAACGCGUGUUCGCACGGAAUUUGAUGGUAAAAUCUGCCGUUUAAUCUUUUUGCGUACGGAGCUUGAUGACGAGGCAGAUUACAAGUGCAUUGCUAGAAAUGACUUUGGCAUGGCAUCAACUGAAUGUGAACUGUUAGUAGAAGAAGAACACACUCCACCCUAUUUUAAAAAGAAACCUGACAAUCAAACAACAUCGGCAGGUCAAGAGGUCACGUUCAAUGCUGUUGUAGGUGGUAGUCCACCUCCAGAGGUUGACUGGUUCAGGGAUGGACUGGCAAUAGAAGACCAAGGAAGAUUUGUUAUCAAAGAAGAUGUUGACCAUGGAAAAUUCUCCUUCACCAUUAAGGAGACCAUUAUGGAAGAUGGUGGCUCAUAUAGAUGUGUUGCUUUCAAUGAAGCUGGAGAAGAGUCCUGUAAAGUAUGCUUAGCUGUUGCCCCACUUGGCAACGAACGUGGACCCAUCGUUGAAGUACCAUUUGAAGUGCAGUUCAAAGCUGAUUCAGCUGAACCAGUGACGUUCGCCAUUGAGCCAAAGUUUGAAAUUACAUCGGAACAACCAGAGACUACGAAACCUGGCAAAAAGAAACUCUUGGCUUCCAGAGAGAGUAUAACAGAGGGUCACGAAGCUCCUCGCUUCAUUGCCUUACCAGAAGGGUCAAGUCCCUUUGAAGUUAACACUGAUGGGGACGUUAAACUUGAAGUGAGGGUAAGUGGUAAACCUCUUCCUCAGGUGAAGUGGCUAAAGGAUGACCAACCCUUGCCGGAGAGCAAAAAUCUCGUUGUACGUAGCGACAAAGAUAUACACACCUUGACGAUCCUGGGGCCCACUCCAAGAGAUAAAGGAACUUACGUUUGUGUUGCAUCAAAUGAUGCUGGAACUUCCACUAGAAGCUUUGAUGUGAACAUAGAAGGUUAUGAAGAUUGGGUCAUGCCUUCUUUUGAAGACCAUUUAGACAGUCCUUUUCAGAUUUCAGAUGACGGUGAUGUGACCAUGGAAGUUAAAGUUACAGGGAAUCCUCCUCCAGAUGUUGAGUGGGCAAAAGAUGAUCAACCGAUAGCAGAGAGUGAUCAUAUCCAAUUGUCUUCUUCAGAUGACAUUCAUAGGCUUGUUAUAAAAGGAGCCUCACCUGAGGAUGAAGGGAAGUACAUUUGCACAGCAACCAACCCAGCUGGUAAAUCUAUCAGGACAUACACCCUUAACAUAGGAGGUGCCAAGGCUAAACCAGCUGGAAGCCGUCAGACAGAAGAAGGAUUGUCGCCUCCCAGAGUUGUGGAAAGGACAGAGGAAGAGCCAUCAUUUGAAGUUUCCGAUGCUGGGGAUGUCAAACUGGAGGUUCAGUUCAGUGGAGAGCCAGAAAUAGAGUGGACAAAGGAUGGAAAACCUAUACAGGAGAGCAACCACUUUCAAAUACGGUCCAGAGCGGGUGUGCAAACACUGGUCAUAAACGGUGCCACUCCAGAUGACAAAGGGCUUUACAAAUGCACAGCUUCAAACAAAGCAGGCAAGUCAUGGAAAACAUUCACAGUUGAAUUUGAAGGGAAGGUAGACAAUCAUCCAGAGGAUAUACCGUCUGAGUUGGAAAGGCCUUCUUUUGUUGAAGAUGAAACUGUUGUUCCUUUUGAAGUAACUGACCGAGGAGAUGUGAAACUUGAAGCCAAGGUACAGGGUAUCCCCAAACCAGAAAUUGAGUGGGAUAAAGACGAAGUCCCUCUUAAAGAAAGCGAACAUAUUUCCAUCACCUCAAAAGAUGACCUGCACACCUUAUUGAUUAAGAAUCCAAAUGUGGACGACAAAGGAACGUAUACGCUAACUGCCACAAAUGAAGCUGGAGUUGGUACUCGUGCUUUCAAUGUUGAGAUUGAAGGUGCAAAACCAGUCAGCUCAGUGCCAGAGAUCACCAAACCAUUGACUGAAGUAGAAGUUCUUAAAGGACAACCUGUUGUGUUGGAGUGCCAUGUCUCUGGAGCAGCUGAUGCUCAAGUAAGAUGGUACCAUGACAACGAUCUUAUUACUGAAGAUGAACGAAUAUCAAGCUCAUUUGAUGGCACAGUUUGUAUCCUGACCAUCCAAGAUUCAACGCUUGAAGACGAAGGGGACUAUUUGUGUCAAAUAGAGAACGACCAAGGAGUUGUGUCAACGUCUGCUGAGGUUCUUAUUGAAGAAGGAAUGGCAUUACCAAUAUUUAAAGAGAAACUGCAAAACUUGAAUGUGAUUGAAGGUGAGAAUGCGUGCUUUGACAUACGUGUUGUUGGAAAUCCAGAACCAGUCGUGGAAUGGUUUAAAGAUGGUGUACAACUAGAAGACGAAGGUCGUGUCAUGAUAAUUGAUGAUGUGGAUGACAGUGAACCAGACCUGUUCUCUCUUGUUAUUGAAAACUGCAAACCAUCUGAUGCGGGUCAGUACACUUGUCUAGCCAUGAACGAGGCUGGAAAGGACAGUUGUACCGCUGACUUGUCUUUCACUCCUAAAUCUGAGUCUCUAAAGACCCCAGACGUGGCAGAAAUUCCUUUGGAGUUUCUAGAAGGCCAAGAUGUAACACUGAAGGCUUUGAUGAGUGCUGACCAUCCCAAAGUCAGCUGGCUUAAGGAUGAUGAACCCAUCACACAGAGCAAUCACUACAAUAUCGGUGCUAAAGAAGGCGUCCACACCUUGACGAUUAAAGAUGCCUCACCUGACGACUCGGGGAUUUACACGUGUGAGACCACUGAUGACAGCACGAGCACUUUCAAUGUCACCAUUAAGGGCAAAGAUUCUGUGGAUGGCAUUAGACCAGAAAUCACUGACGCCGUCACUCCCGUGGAAGUAUUUGAAGGUACUGCGGCCAAACUUUCUUGCAAGGUCACUGGAACACCAAGUCCAGUAAUAACGUGGCUUAUAGAGGGUGAGCCUGUGGAAACAGAUAAGCGUGUAACUAGUGACUUUGAUGGAGAGGUCUCUUCACUGUGCUUUAGCAGCACAGAGUUGGAUGAUGAAGGAGAAUAUCAGUGUAAGGCUCACAAUGAGUUUGGAUCAGCAACAUGUACGUUGGAACUCUUUGUCAAUGAAAUAGUUGAUGAAGAAGAUCAAACAAAACCAGAAUUUCUGGAGAAGAUGAAAGAUCUGAGCACAUCUGAAGGCGAUUCUGCUGUCUUCAGUGUCAAAGUCCAAGGCCACCCACAGCCAGACGUUCAAUGGUUUACAUCUGAUCGGGAGAUCACAACUGAUGAGCGAUUUUCGGUAGAUUCCAUGUCUGAUGGCCGGCACACAUUUACCAUCAAAGACUGUGACGCAAAAGACAAAGGAAGGUAUAAAUGUGUUGCAUCCAAUGUGGUUGGAAAGGCGGUUUGUUCUGCAGGAUUGACAGUGAAGGAAAAAUUGAUCGCACCCAAGUUCGCAGACCAACCUAGUGAGACGCCAAUGGUGAUUGACGAAGGAGGUGAUGUAACACUGCAAGUGGAAGUAGGUGGAAAACCAAACCCGUCUGUUAAGUGGUACAAAGAUGACAAACCUAUCAGUCGAACAAGCAGCAAGUACAAGACUGAUGUGCAAGGAGACAAACAGACACUGACUAUUGUCGCCGCAACACCUGAUGACUCUGGAACAUACCAGUGCAAAGCUACCAGCCCCGCUGGCACAGCGACAAGAGACUUCAAUGUUAAUAUUGAAGCAAAAGAACCCGAAGGCGAGUCUCCUAAGUUCCUUCAACCUUUGAAAUCCCAGGAAGUCUUUGAGGGUAGUGCGGCAAAGCUCGAGGUUCGGCUAAGUGGUGAACCAGAGCCUGACAUUGAGUGGUUCAAAGAUGAGGAGCCGAUAGAAGAAGGAAGAAAUUUUAGGAUCGAGUUUGACGACACUGAUGGCUGUGUCCUGGUCAUCAAUUCUGCUAAGCUUGAGGAUGAGGGUAUGUACAGAUGUGUGGCCUCAAACUCGUUCGGAAAAGCCAUCUCUGAAGCAGAGUUGUUGGUGACAGGAGAAGAUGAUGAACAACAAGAUGAAGAGAAACCAGAGGGACCAGUCGUGGUGCAAACAAGUAUUCCUGUAAGCUCAUCUCCCUUUGGAGAGGUGCAGCUUCAACUGCCAGUGAAAGAGGAAGAACUUCCUCCUUCCAAGGAAACACGUCAAAUGUCAAGUAAAGAACUCCCAGGGAGCAAACAACCAUUUGGCGAAGUUCAGCUUGUUUUACCUGGACAAGGGGAUGUGCCUAUGAUACCCGAUACCAUGUCUGCUCUGCAGUACGAGCCAGUACAGAUGACACUUCCCGUUGCAGAUGAGCCCACCGUUCUGCCCGAUUUUGUAGACGUUCCUCACGACCUGAAGGUGGAUGAAGGUGACGAGGCUGUCCUCAAGGUCAGGGUGAUUGGGCAGCCUACACCUGAUAUUUCCUGGUUUGUGGACGAUAAGCCAGUUGAGCCAAGUGAUCGGAUUUCUGUGACAUCAGAGGGAGACCAGCACGAGCUUGUGAUCCAUAAGGCCAAGUUAGACGACGAAGGAAUGUAUAAAUGCGUGGCUAAAAGUGAGGCGGGCAAAGCUAUAUGUGAAGUAGAGCUGUUGGUGGAAGAAGUUAAAAAGCCACUUGAAAAAGAGCCCCGCGGACUUCAAAUUACAANUAAUACUUUCCUUUCUUUACUCAGACUUAAAAAGCCAGUAUUGGUUCAGAAGUUUGUUGACCAAGAUCUUAUCGAGGGAGAAAAGCUUGAACUGCAAAUCAAAGUCCUUGCAUCCAAACCUCGCACUGUGACAUGGUACAGAGAUGACGAAGUAAUCGAGGCAGAUGAACGCUGCAAAUUACUGUCAGAUGAUGACAUCUUUUUACUCAGGGUGGAUCCAGUAGAAAUCGACGAUGAAGCUAUUUACAAAUGUGUUGUGAAGAACCAAGUUGGGCAAGACCAGUGUGAAGCUCAGAUUUUAGUUGAAGAAAAGAGCGAAGCUGUAGAAGAUGGUGCAGGUAUCAGUGACCAAAGACCUUACUUCAUAACACCCUUGCCAGAAGAAGUGGAGGUUCUUGAAGGCGACUCCACCAGGCUCGAAUGCCGCGUGGGACCUGGAGCAGACGUGUCCUGGUACAUAGACGAUCAACCAUUGAAAGAAGAUGAUCGAAUCACGAUUGAAAACGAGGGCGACGUCUUUGCGGUUGUGAUCUCUCCCACAGAAUUGGACGACGAAGCGGAGUACAAGUGCGUUGCACAGAAUGAGUUUGGUAAAGUAGCUUGCCAAUCUGAACUGAUUGUGGAGGAAGGUGUGACCAUGCCACUGAUUAAGGAACCUCUGAAGAACAUGGAGGCAAACGAGGGUGACGUGGUUCGAUUUGAUGUCCGCAUUGCAGGAGACCCUGAACCGGUGGUGGAAUGGUUCAAGGAUGGACACCAGCUUGAAGAUAAAGGUCGUGUUGUCAUAAUCGAUGACGUUGAUGACAAUGACAAGGAGUUGUUUUCUUUGGUGAUUGAAGAUUGCCGAGUGGUGGAUUCUGGUAGCUACAAGGUUGUGGCUAUGAGUGAAGCAGGAACUGCCAAUUGUACGUGUGAGCUGGCUGUCACUCGUAGUACCGUCCCACCUGAGUUUAAGGAAGAAAUGGAAGAAGUCCCCAUGGAGGGCUCUCAAGGAGAUAAUGUGUGCAUGGUUAUGAACAGUGGCCGCUUACCCUCGCCAUCUGUUGCAUGGUUCAAAGACGAGGAACCCAUUGUGUCAGACUCUCAUCUAGAGAUCUCACAGGAUCCUGAUCACUGCAAACUAAUGGUUUACCACGUGACUCCAGCUGACUCUGGUACAUACAAAUGUGUUGCAUCUAGCGUGAUGGGAACUAUCACUAAGAAAUUCCUUCUAAACAUUGAAGGACCAGACGGAAUACAAGAACAGCCAGUAAGCGCUUCCGAGGUGCAGGACGUAGAGUUACCAUUGCCAAUCGAGGAAAGACCUGUCCGAGAUACAACCGCUCCAGUCUUCACAAAGAAAUUGGAAGAUCUUGUAGUUGACGCUGGAGAAGAAGCCCGUUUUGACGCUAGAAUCUUUGCCAUUCCAGAACCUCACGUUGAGUGGUACCAAGGGUCAAGGAAGAUAUUAGAUGAAGGGCGGUUCGUACACGUAGAUGCCAUCGAGGAAGACCUGUUCACACUGAUUAUUGAGCAAACUGAAGCUGGAGAUGCUGGUCCGUACAAGUGUGUUGCAUCAAAUGAAGUUGGCCAGACACCCUGUGAAGCACAGUUGACAGUGAAAGGAAAACAAGCAGCUCCAGAAGACGCAGAAGAAUCGGAGACUUCAGUCCUUGAUAUAACCGAGGGAGGCGAAGUGGACUUAAAUGUGGCGGUCUCGGGAACUUUCAAACCUACUGUGGAGUGGCUGAAGGAUGGGAAGCCGGUACGAAAGACAAGUAGGCUUGACACAAAGACUAAAGGAGACACGUACACGCUGAAUAUCAAACAUGCGGUACCGGAAGAUUCUGGCAUUUAUACCUUCAAAGCCACGAGCCUAGCGGGAAUAUCAACAAAGUCUUUCGAUGUCAACGUGAAAGGAAAGACACAAGGUGAAGCCCCCAAGUUUACACAACCACUGGAGUCUGUUGAAGUAACAGAAGGAAAUGGGGCAACGUUGGAGUGCAAGGUCGCGGGGACACCAGAGCCGAACAUAGCUUGGUUUAAAGAUGGUAAAAGCGUGGCAGAGGUGAAGAGAUACAAAACUCGAUUUGACGGAGAGCGGGCCACUUUAAAGAUCACGACCACAGAACUAGAUGAUGAGGGUCAAUACAAGUGUGUCGCUGAAAACAUGUUUGGUUCAGCCUCUUGUUCGUCGGAGCUUCUUGUCAAUGAAGCAAACGUAAAGCCUGCGUUUGAAGAGAAAAUGAAGCCUGUUGAUGUCACUGAGGGAGAACCUGCACAAUUUUCUGUGAAAGUGACUGGCCACCCUUCACCUGUCAUUGACUGGUACAGGGGCAAGGACAAAUUGGAAGAUCAAGGGCGUAUUGAGAUGGUUGAUAAUGAAGACAGUGGCACUUACUCACUGACAAUCAACGACACGCUUCCAGAGGAUGCAGGAGCUUACAAGUGCGUAGCUGAAAACGAGGAAGGUCAAGUGUCUUGCAAGGCUGCCUUGGCUGUCAGGGAGGUCAUCACCGAACCUGUAUUUGACACUGAACAAGAAGCGGCCCCCGUGAAGGUGGGAGAAGGUGAUGUUGUCAGUCUCAAUACUGUUGUGAAAGGGAAGCCAGAGCCUGCUGUCGAUUGGUACAAGGAUGAGGAGAAGCUACAGGAAACAAGUCGUUUGAAGAUGGACGCCAAAGAUGGGGAACACUCCCUCAUUAUAUUGGAAGCCAAGCCUGAAGAUUCCGGUGUUUACAAGUGUGAAGCAAAGAGCAAGGGUGGUAAAGCAGAAAAAACGUUUGAUGUCGAUGUUAAAGCCAAGAAACCUGAAGGUACUGCACCAGUGUUCAUAGAAUCCCUGCAACCGGUGGAAGUAGUCCAAGGAUCUCCUGCUAAGCUGCAGUGUAAAGUGACAGGUGUACCAGAACCAAGCAUUGAGUGGUUUAGAGACAGCGAACCUGUGAAGGAAGACAAGAGAAUAAAGAUUCGUUUUGAUGGCGAGUUGUGUACUUUGAAGAUUCUCUCAACCGAGCUGGAAGACGAAGGUGCUUACAAGUGUGUUGCGAAGAACGACCUCGGAUCAGUGUCUUGCGCUUCUGAACUCCUCGUUAACGAGCCAAACAAGAAACCAGAGUUCAUCGAGAAGAUGAAACCCGUGAAUGUCACUGAGGGGGAACCAGCACGUUUCGACGUCACAAUUGAAGGCAAUCCAAUUCCAGUGGUAGACUGGUUCAAAGGGAAGGACAAAUUGGAUGACGAAGGGCGUUAUGUGAUGAUGGACGACGAAGAAGCGGGCAUUUUUACGUUGAUCAUCGAGGACACUGUGCCUGAAGAUGCUGGUACGUACAGAUGCGUUGCUGCCAACGAGGAAGGACAGGCAAGUUCCAAGGCCGCUCUAGCAGUGAAAGAAAAGAUGAUUGCGCCGGAGUUUACAGACGAAGAGGAAAGUGCUCCCGUCAACGUCACAGAUGGGGAUGAGAGCGAAGCUGUAGAAGAUGGUGCAGGUAUCAGUGACCAAAGACCUUACUUCAUAACACCCUUGCCAGAAGAAGUGGAGGUUCUUGAAGGCGACUCCACCAGGCUCGAAUGCCGCGUGGGACCUGGAGCAGACGUGUCCUGGUACAUAGACGAUCAACCAUUGAAAGAAGAUGAUCGAAUCACGAUUGAAAACGAGGGCGACGUCUUUGCGGUUGUGAUCUCUCCCACAGAAUUGGACGACGAAGCGGAGUACAAGUGCGUUGCACAGAAUGAGUUUGGUAAAGUAGCUUGCCAAUCUGAACUGAUUGUGGAGGAAGGUGUGACCAUGCCACUGAUUAAGGAACCUCUGAAGAACAUGGAGGCAAACGAGGGUGACGUGGUUCGAUUUGAUGUCCGCAUUGCAGGAGACCCUGAACCGGUGGUGGAAUGGUUCAAGGAUGGACACCAGCUUGAAGAUAAAGGUCGUGUUGUCAUAAUCGAUGACGUUGAUGACAAUGACAAGGAGUUGUUUUCUUUGGUGAUUGAAGAUUGCCGAGUGGUGGAUUCUGGUAGCUACAAGGUUGUGGCUAUGAGUGAAGCAGGAACUGCCAAUUGUACGUGUGAGCUGGCUGUCACUCGUAGUACCGUCCCACCUGAGUUUAAGGAAGAAAUGGAAGAAGUCCCCAUGGAGGGCUCUCAAGGAGAUAAUGUGUGCAUGGUUAUGAACAGUGGCCGCUUACCCUCGCCAUCUGUUGCAUGGUUCAAAGACGAGGAACCCAUUGUGUCAGACUCUCAUCUAGAGAUCUCACAGGAUCCUGAUCACUGCAAACUAAUGGUUUACCACGUGACUCCAGCUGACUCUGGUACAUACAAAUGUGUUGCAUCUAGCGUGAUGGGAACUAUCACUAAGAAAUUCCUUCUAAACAUUGAAGGACCAGACGGAAUACAAGAACAGCCAGUAAGCGCUUCCGAGGUGCAGGACGUAGAGUUACCAUUGCCAAUCGAGGAAAGACCUGUCCGAGAUACAACCGCUCCAGUCUUCACAAAGAAAUUGGAAGAUCUUGUAGUUGACGCUGGAGAAGAAGCCCGUUUUGACGCUAGAAUCUUUGCCAUUCCAGAACCUCACGUUGAGUGGUACCAAGGGUCAAGGAAGAUAUUAGAUGAAGGGCGGUUCGUACACGUAGAUGCCAUCGAGGAAGACCUGUUCACACUGAUUAUUGAGCAAACUGAAGCUGGAGAUGCUGGUCCGUACAAGUGUGUUGCAUCAAAUGAAGUUGGCCAGACACCCUGUGAAGCACAGUUGACAGUGAAAGGAAAACAAGCAGCUCCAGAAGACGCAGAAGAAUCGGAGACUUCAGUCCUUGAUAUAACCGAGGGAGGCGAAGUGGACUUAAAUGUGGCGGUCUCGGGAACUUUCAAACCUACUGUGGAGUGGCUGAAGGAUGGGAAGCCGGUACGAAAGACAAGUAGGCUUGACACAAAGACUAAAGGAGACACGUACACGCUGAAUAUCAAACAUGCGGUACCGGAAGAUUCUGGCAUUUAUACCUUCAAAGCCACGAGCCUAGCGGGAAUAUCAACAAAGUCUUUCGAUGUCAACGUGAAAGGAAAGACACAAGGUGAAGCCCCCAAGUUUACACAACCACUGGAGUCUGUUGAAGUAACAGAAGGAAAUGGGGCAACGUUGGAGUGCAAGGUCGCGGGGACACCAGAGCCGAACAUAGCUUGGUUUAAAGAUGGUAAAAGCGUGGCAGAGGUGAAGAGAUACAAAACUCGAUUUGACGGAGAGCGGGCCACUUUAAAGAUCACGACCACAGAACUAGAUGAUGAGGGUCAAUACAAGUGUGUCGCUGAAAACAUGUUUGGUUCAGCCUCUUGUUCGUCGGAGCUUCUUGUCAAUGAAGCAAACGUAAAGCCUGCGUUUGAAGAGAAAAUGAAGCCUGUUGAUGUCACUGAGGGAGAACCUGCACAAUUUUCUGUGAAAGUGACUGGCCACCCUUCACCUGUCAUUGACUGGUACAGGGGCAAGGACAAAUUGGAAGAUCAAGGGCGUAUUGAGAUGGUUGAUAAUGAAGACAGUGGCACUUACUCACUGACAAUCAACGACACGCUUCCAGAGGAUGCAGGAGCUUACAAGUGCGUAGCUGAAAACGAGGAAGGUCAAGUGUCUUGCAAGGCUGCCUUGGCUGUCAGGGAGGUCAUCACCGAACCUGUAUUUGACACUGAACAAGAAGCGGCCCCCGUGAAGGUGGGAGAAGGUGAUGUUGUCAGUCUCAAUACUGUUGUGAAAGGGAAGCCAGAGCCUGCUGUCGAUUGGUACAAGGAUGAGGAGAAGCUACAGGAAACAAGUCGUUUGAAGAUGGACGCCAAAGAUGGGGAACACUCCCUCAUUAUAUUGGAAGCCAAGCCUGAAGAUUCCGGUGUUUACAAGUGUGAAGCAAAGAGCAAGGGUGGUAAAGCAGAAAAAACGUUUGAUGUCGAUGUUAAAGCCAAGAAACCUGAAGGUACUGCACCAGUGUUCAUAGAAUCCCUGCAACCGGUGGAAGUAGUCCAAGGAUCUCCUGCUAAGCUGCAGUGUAAAGUGACAGGUGUACCAGAACCAAGCAUUGAGUGGUUUAGAGACAGCGAACCUGUGAAGGAAGACAAGAGAAUAAAGAUUCGUUUUGAUGGCGAGUUGUGUACUUUGAAGAUUCUCUCAACCGAGCUGGAAGACGAAGGUGCUUACAAGUGUGUUGCGAAGAACGACCUCGGAUCAGUGUCUUGCGCUUCUGAACUCCUCGUUAACGAGCCAAACAAGAAACCAGAGUUCAUCGAGAAGAUGAAACCCGUGAAUGUCACUGAGGGGGAACCAGCACGUUUCGACGUCACAAUUGAAGGCAAUCCAAUUCCAGUGGUAGACUGGUUCAAAGGGAAGGACAAAUUGGAUGACGAAGGGCGUUAUGUGAUGAUGGACGACGAAGAAGCGGGCAUUUUUACGUUGAUCAUCGAGGACACUGUGCCUGAAGAUGCUGGUACGUACAGAUGCGUUGCUGCCAACGAGGAAGGACAGGCAAGUUCCAAGGCCGCUCUAGCAGUGAAAGAAAAGAUGAUUGCGCCGGAGUUUACAGACGAAGAGGAAAGUGCUCCCGUCAACGUCACAGAUGGGGAUGAGGUAUGCUUGAGUGUGGGCAUCAAAGGCAAGCCUGUGCCGGGUGUGGAGUGGUACAAAGAUGACAAGAAACUGAGAAAAACCAGCAGAAUAAAGAUCGAUGAAAACGGUGAUAAGUUUUCCCUUGUGAUUUUGGACGUUACCCCUGAAGAUUCUGGGACAUACAAAUGUGAAGCCUCAAGCAAGGCCGGGACUAUCACGCGUACAUUUGAUGUCAAUGUAGCAGCAAAAAGUCCAGAAGGAAAGGCACCCGAGGUUAUUAAACCUGCCGAGACAGUUGAAGUUGAAGAAGGUAAACCAGCCAGGAUAGAAUGCCAAAUUAGCGGACAACCCAAGCCCACUGUUGAAUGGUUCAAAGACAGCGAGAAGGUGAAGGAGUCCAAACGUGUUAAGCCUGAGAGCGACGAUGAAACAUUCUCCUUGAAUUUUAAAGAAACUGAGCUUGAUGAUGAAGGUGACUACAAGUGUGUUGCACGUAACGAGUUUGGCAGUGUGUCGAGCCAGGCUGAAUUGCUGGUGAACGAAGCUGGUGCUAAACCGGAGUUCAAGGAGAAAAUGAAGAACGUGAGUGUCGAGGCGGGAAAGAAAGCCAGGUUUGAUGUACUUGUCACUGGGUCGCCACCACCAGAAGUUGACUGGGUCAAAGGAGAUGACAAAUUGGAAGAUGCAGGACGAUUUGCGUUGUUAGACAAUGAAGAGGAAGGAAGCUUCUCGUUGAUUAUCGAAGACGUUAAGCCCGAAGACAGGGGAAAGUACGAGUGCAUUGCGUUCAAUGAGCUGGCUGAAGUGUCCUGUAAGGCUAACCUGACUGUGGAAGAAACCCUUGUGGCUCCGGAGUUUGCCGAAGAAGCUGAGAGUGCACCAAUACUUGCUGAAGAAGGAGGCGACAUUGAUUUAAAUGUACUGUUGAAGAAAGGACAGCCAGAACCUCAAGUGGAAUGGCUCAAAGACGACAAACCAGUACAAGUGGAUGAGCAUUUGGAUGUUGGCAUCAAUGAGGACACACACUCACUGAAAAUAAGAGGAGCUGUCCCCAGUGACUCUGGCUUGUACAAGUUCAAAGUCAGCAGCAAGGCAGGCUCUCUAGAGAGGGUGUUUGAUGUGCAGAUUGCAGCUAAGCAGCCAGAGGGCACUGCUCCACAAUUCAGAGAACCUCUGCAGCCAAUGGAAGUGAAGGAAGGUACUGCAGCCAAACUUCAAUGUACAGUCACAGCUGAGCCAGCGCCAAAGCUUGAGUGGUUUAAAGAUGGAGUGAGAGUGAAGGAGAGCAGAAGAGUCAAGGUUGAAAGUGAUGGAGUUACAGCUUCCAUAUCUUUUAAAGAAACAAGGCCAGAUGAUAAAGGAGAGUACAAGUGUGUGGCCAGUAAUGAUCUCGGUUCUGCCUCGUGCACUGCUAGUUUGAAAGUAUUGGUCGUAACUAAGCCAGAAUUCAAAGAGAAAAUGAAAGGGGUUGAAGUGAUGGAGGAUGACACUGCUACCUUUAAUGUGCUUGUCGUUGGCUAUCCUGAUCCUAGUGUAGAAUGGUUUAGAGGAACAACCAAACUAACUAAUGAUGAACGGAUUGAGAUCAAAGAAGACAAAGAGAAUGAUCGUUUCUCUCUAGCGAUUGGCGAUGUGAAACGAGAAGAUGCUGGAAUGUAUAAAUGCGUGGCUGCGAAUGAAGCUGGCAAGACUACAAUCCGAGCUGACCUUGCCGUAAAAGAAAGGCUGUUUGCUCCUGAGUUUGCUGAAGCCCAGGCUGAAGCCCCCAUUGCAGUGACUGAAGGAGAUGAAGUAAACCUGAGUGUAACGAUCAAUGGAAAACCCAAACCUGAUGUCAAAUGGUACAAGGAUGACAAACCCCUUCGUGAGAGCAACAGACUUGACAUCAAGGCUCGUGGAGACAAACAUUCUGUGGUGAUUCUUGGCAUCAAGGCUGAAGACGCCGGAGUGUACAAGUGUGAAGCUAAAAGCAAGAUGGGCACUGUUACCAGGACAUUUGAUGUCAAAGUACAAGCAAAGAAACCCACAGGAACAGCACCAGAAAUCACCAAACCUCUGGAAAACAUCACAGUAGUGGAAGGUGAACCAGCGAGCUUAGAGUGUGAGCUGAAGGGAGAACCACAACCAGAUAUUGAAUGGUUCAGAGAUGACGAGAAGGUGAAGGAAUCUAAACGCGUCAGGAUGAACUUCGACGGCAAGUCUUCUUCUUUGACGUUCAAACCAAGCGAGCUUGAUGAUGAGGGUGAGUAUACGUGUGUUGCUCGUAAUGAACUUGGCAGUGCGUCGACUACAGCUGAGCUGCUUGUCAACGAAGCGGGAACCAAACCGGAAUUCACAGAGAAACUUAAGAACAUCAGUGCUUUGCCUGGAGAAGAAGCGAGGUUUGAUGUCCGCGUGACUGGUUCGCCUCCACCAGAAGUCGACUGGCUCAAGGGUAAGGAGAAAAUCGAAGACGAGGGCCGCUUUGUUUUGAUUGAUGAUAUAGAGGAUGACCUGUUUUCGCUAGUUAUCGAAGAUGCCAAACCAUCUGACAAUGGAGAGUAUGAGUGCAUUGCUUUCAAUGAAUUUGGUGAAGUUUCAUGCAAGGGAAACUUAGUUGUUGAAGAAACAAUUAUCGCGCCCGAGAUUGCUGAGGACGCUGAAAGUGCACUGCCUCUAUUUGAGGACAUCACCAUUGCACCAGAGUUUGCUGAGGAGGAGGAGAGUGCACCUGUAGUCAUAGAGGAAGGCGGAGAUGUUACUCUAUGUGUGAACGUCAAGGGACAGCCAACACCAGAGGUAGAAUGGUCCAAGGAUGGAAAGGACCUCAAGGCCAGUGGUCGCUUGGAAGUUGGUGAGAUGAAUGGUAAACACACGCUUUUAAUUAAGGGUGCUACCCCUGAAGACUCCGGUAUUUUCAAGUGUCAGGCUAGCAGUAAAGGAGGUGUUGCAGAAAGAACCUUCGAUGUGCAAGUGAAAGCUAAGAAACCAGACGGAACAGCACCAGUGUUUUCUGAACCUCUUCAACCUGUGGAGGUGAAAGAAGGCAGCGAAGCCAAACUACAGUGCACUGUCGUAGCCGAACCUAAGCCUGACAUCGAGUGGUUCAAGAAGGGAGUGCGCAUAAAAGAGAACCGACGAGUGAAACUUGAAAGUGACGGUCAAACAGUUUCAUUGACAAUCAAAGAAACAAGAUCAGGCGAUGACGGAGAGUACAAGUGUGUGGCUACUAAUGAGUUAGGUUCAGCUUCCUGUGCUGCUUCCAUGACGAUCAGGGUCGUAACUAAGCCAGACUUCAAGGAUAAACUCAAGACAGUCGAGGUAAUGGAGGGCGACACUGUUCAGUUUGAUACUCGGGUUGUUGGGUACCCUGUGCCCGAGGUGGAGUGGUUAAGAGGAACAACCAAGCUGAAGAGCGAUGAACGAACUGAGUUCAAAGAGAACCAAAAGGACAACCUACAUUCGCUUGUAUUAAGUGACGCUAAGCGGGAAGAUGCUGGGAUUUACAAGUGUGUGGCGUCAAAUGAAGGAGGUAAGACCACAUGCCGAGCCGACCUCAUCGUGAAGGAGAGGCUGUUUGCUCCUGAAAUAUCUGAAGAUCAGUUAGAUGCCCCCAUAACAGUGACCGAAGGUGGAGAGGUGAGCUUGGAUGUAACAAUCAAUGGAAAACCCAAGCCUGAUGUCAAAUGGUACAAGGAUGACAAACCCCUUCGUGAAAGCAACAGACUUGACAUCAAGGCUCGUGGAGACAAACAUUCUGUGGUGAUUCUUGGCGUGAAGGCUGAAGACUCCGGAGUGUAUAAGUGUGAAGCUAAAAGCAAGAUGGGCACUGUUACCAGGACAUUUGAUGUCAGAGUUCAAGCUGAGAAACCAACAGGAACUGCACCACAGUUUAUUCAGCCCUUAGAAUCAGUGGAGGUAUCUGAAGGAGCAGCAGUUAAGCUGGCAUGCACAGUGAAAGGAACCCCGCAACCAACCAUCGAAUGGUUCAAAGAUGGCAAACUCCUUAAAACUAGCAAACGGAUGAAAGGCGACUUCGAUGGGAAAGUUGCUUCUCUGUCCUUCACCGAGGUAGAUUUGGACGAUGAAGGAGAUUAUAAGUGCGUUGCUCAGAAUGAGCUGGGAUCAGCGUCUUGCACGGCGGAGCUUCUCGUUAACGAGCCUGCUACUAAACCAGAGUUUACCGAAGCGAUGAAAGACAUUGAGGUGGCUGAAGACGAAGAGGGAAGGUUUGAUGUGCGUGUGUCAGGCAGUCCUAGUCCAACCCUGCAGUGGUUCAAAGGAACUAAGAAAAUCGAGGACGCUGGAAAGUUUCUUUUGAUUGACGAUGAAGAAGAUGACCUCUUCUCACUUGUUAUCGACAAAGUGGCUCCAGACGAUGUUGGUACAUACACCUGCAAAGCCAAUAACGAAGCUGGAGAAGUGUCCUGCAAAGCGGAGCUUAAACUACAAGAGGAAAUGGCAGCUCCUGAGUUUGGUGAUGAGGGGGAGACAGGCCCCAUCACUGCUGUCGAAGGUGGCGAGGUGACGCUUAAUGUGACAGUGAAGGGAAAACCACGCCCAGAUGUUGAAUGGUUCAAGGAUGACAAGCCCCUGAGGAAGACAAGUCGUGUCGACAUCAAGUCACGAGGGGAUAAGUUUUCCGCUGUUCUCAUGAAUGUCACUCCAGAUGAUUCUGGCUUGUACAAGUGCGUGGCCAGCAGCAAGGCAGGAAGUGUUACAAGGACAUUUGAAGUCAACAUCGAAGGCAAAAAGGCAAAGAAACCAAAGGGAGUAGCCCCACAGUUUACGCAGCCGUUAAAGGCAAUAGAGGUUGUGGAGGGUAACCCUGUGAGAUUAAAAUGUCGCAUGACAGGCACGCCCGAACCAACAGCAGAAUGGUUUAAAAACGGAACACCAGUUCAGCUUAGUCGAAGGAUCAAAGCUGAUAUCAUAGGCGACAUGUGCCAGCUGUCAUUCACUGAAACGAACACAGAUGACAGUGGAGACUACAAAUGUGUGGUUAAAAACGAUCUCGGAUCAGCGUCUACUGAAGGAGAACUUCUCGUAACUAAACCCAUUGUGGCGCCCGAAUUUAACGAAAAACUGAAAAGUAUGCAAGUCAGCGAAGGCGAGCCAGCUCAGUUUGAUGUGCGAGUCUCUGGAAAUCCCGAGCCAAACAUCGCAUGGUUCCGUGGAACUCAAGCAAUCAAAAACGAAGGAAGAUUUACGGUUAAAACUGGGGAAGGAGAUGAACAACACUCUUUGAUUAUCGAUGAAACAACUUUAGACGAUGCUGGGACUUACAAAUGUGUUGCUUCUAACGAGGCAGGAAAAGCAACCUGCCGUGGAGAAUUAGACGUUAAUGAAAAACUAACAGCUCCAGAAUUUACUGAUGAACUCAGUGAAGCUCCUAUAAAAUUUAAAGAAGGAGACGAGGUUUCUUUAGAGGUCACAAUUCGAGGAAAACCUGCUCCAGACGUCCAGUGGUACAAAGAUGAACUUAAUGUGAGAAAGUCGUCGAAUAUUACCACACUGGUUAAAGGAGAUAAAUACACACUUCUAAUUUAUAGCGCCAAACCGGCUGAUUCUGGAGUGUACAAGUGCGAGGCGAAAAGUAAAAUGGGAUCAGCAACGCGGACGUUUACGACUGAAAUAGAAGCUAAGAAACCUAAAGGAACGGCACCAGAGUUUUUCAAGCCUCUCAGGAAAGUAGAAGUAGUUGAAGGUAGAGCAGCCAAGUUAGAAUGUUGGGUUCAUGGAAAACCAGAGCCUAGCAUUGAAUGGUUUAAGGACGAUGAACCCGUGAAAUCAAGCAAACGAAUCAAGACUUAUUUCGACUCUGAAGUCUGCAGACUGACAAUUUCUGACACUGUUGCUGACGACGAAGGCGAGUAUAAAUGUGUGGCGACAAAUGAACAUGGUACUGCCUCUUGUUCAGCAGAGCUUCUUGUAAAUGAAGCCAUUGUCAUGCCGGAGUUUAAAGAGAAGAUGAAACACAUUGAAGUUAUGGAGGGCGAUACGGCGCGCUUUGAUGUCCAGGUGUUGGGUAACCCAAAACCUGUAACUGAAUGGUCAAAGGGUGGAAAAGUCAUCACUGACGGAGGUAGGUUUAAAACGGUACAGUCCGACGACGGAGAUUCACAUUCGCUUUUAAUUGAGAAUGUGUCGAUGGAUGACUUCGGAAGCUACAAGUGCGUGGCGUCAAACGAGGCUGGAAGAAUGCAGUGUUCUGCUCGACUUGAAGUAAAAGAGAGACAAAUUGCGCCAGAGUUCUCUGAUGAACACGGCGAUUUACCCAUAGAGAUUAACGAAGGCGACGAACUUAAGAUUAAUGUUACUAUUCAAGGGAAUCCGAGACCAGACGUGGAAUGGUACAAGGAUGAUAGACUGUUAAAAAGAACUAGUCGCGUGAACUUAUCAGCUCGAGGAAAUAAAUUUGGUGUUACAAUCUUUUCUGUUGUCCCUGAAGACUCGGGAGUUUACAAGUGUGUUGCAAAGAGUGCUGCAGGUACAACGACAAAGACCUUCCAAGUUAAUAUCGAAGGCAAGAAACCUGCACCAAAAUUCACUCAACCUUUAGAGGAAACACAAGCUACUGUUGGCGGUACAGCGACACUAAAAUGUCGUCUAAAUGCAACAGCUAAACCGAACAUUGAAUGGACCAAGAAUGGCCGACCUAUAGACGAAAGUCGAAGGGUUCAAAUGGAGUCUGAUGGAGAGCUGUGUUCUCUUGUUAUCUCGGACGUCAGACCUGAAGACAGUGGGGAAUACCAGUGCACAGCCAAGAACAAGAUUGGAACAGCUUCAUGCAGAACACGUCUUGUUGUAAGUGAAUCCGCGAGUAAACCGGAGUUUAAGACAAGGAUGGAGGAUGUGGAAAUUGUAGAGGGCGAUGAAGCGGUGUUUGAAGUUUCGGUUACCGCCAAACCCUCGCCCGAAGUACAAUGGUACUUAAGAAAAAUGCUGUUAAAGAACGAAGGGAAGUACACCAUGGAUGAAGACUCCGAAAGGCAGAGGUAUUCGCUUACUGUUGGUGACUGCCGACGAGAAGACAGUGGCCAAUACAGGUGUGAAGUGAGAAACACUGCAGGUGAAGUCACUUGCGCAGCAGAGCUUAAGGUCAGUGACAAACAAUUUGCUCCCACGUUUGUCCAAGGUACGGAAGAGCAGCUGUUUGAGGUGUGGGAGGGUGCCCCGGUGAAGCUCGUUGUUCAAGCGAAAGGCAAACCUACGCCGCAAGUUGAGUGGUUUAAAGAAAAUCGUCUUGCUAGGCGAGUGAAGCGAGUCGAGCUACAGAUGGAGGGAGACAAAAACAUUCUGUUGAUUCCCAAGGCGGUGCCGGAAGAUUCAGGAAAUUACCGAGUUGAGGCUACAAACCCUGCUGGGACAGCUGUGAAGCCAUUCAUUGUCAAAGUCAAUGCUCAGAAGCUUGUAUUGAGACGUGAACCGGUUCCUGCUGGGGCUGUGAAACCCGAGUUCAUCCAAAGAAUCCAGGACGUCGAGAUCGUAGAAGGAAGUGCUGCUAAGUUUGAUGUUCGUGUGAAAGGAACUCCCGAGCCCGAGGUUGACUGGUACAAGGACAACCGAGUGAUCCGCGAGGGUGGACGGAUCAAGUUCACAUUUGAAGAUGACGGCUUGUGUUCACUACUGAUCAGAGAAGCAGAGCAUUCUGACCGAGGACGCUACAAGUGUGUAGCAAGUAAUCCAGCUGGAAAAGCUCAAUGCAGCGCGGAGCUGUUCAUAGAGAGUCAUGGUUUCGAUUCUGCAAGUGGGUCAGAAUAUGAGAGGCGUCUUUCUCGCGAGUCGACAUUUGACAUGCUGUCAGAUGACACUGAAGAUGAAGUCGACGCCGAAUCCUCUGGCCCACCCAAGCUCCCCCCGGACAUCACGCUUGUGUUACGCAACCGUGACGUAAAGGAAGGUGGCGUGACAAAGUUUGCGUGUCGCGUGGUGAGCAGUAGCGCCUUGACAGCUGAGUGGUACAAAGAUGAAAAACUUGUCAGUAAAUGGCCUCGUUUUACCUCUGAACGUGACGAGGAUCUUUUUGCUCUGACCAUCUCGGACGCCAAGAGGACAGAUGCAGGGCACAUUCGAUUUGUGGCACGAAAUGAGUUUGGUCAGGUGGAGAGCAAUGCUUACCUCAAUGUUGAACCUGAUAUGGAGCCCGAGUUUGAAGGAACAACACCAAAGUUUACCCAGAAGCUCCAAGACGUCGACGCAGUAUCUGGGAAAACCGCGAGAUUGGAGUGCCGUGUAAUUGGCGACCCUCGCCCAGACAUCCGGUGGUACAGAGAAAACGAACCCCUGCUUGAGGGCGGAAGAUACAAGUUUGAGGAUGAUGAUGACUGGCAGGUGCUUGUUAUUGAUGACGUCUGCGGAAGUGACGAAGGCUUGUAUAAGUGCGUGGCUAGGAACAGCGCCGGCAAGGCACACUGCUCAGCGGAUUUGUUUGUAUUGCAAACAGAAGACGAGGAAAGUGAGUCUGCUGGUGAACCGGAAUCGGAAGAAGAGAAGACAAAACCACCCGGGGAUUCGAAGAAACCACUUCCAGUUAUCGAGACGUCUAUUGCCCCUGCAACUGCUCAAGUAGAGAAAUCAGAGCCACCGCCGAAACCAGCGCCAAAACCUCAACCUAAAGCAGAACCAAAAGCCAAGCCUGAGCCUGCAAAACCAAAAGAACGCCUUCGAGAACCAGAGUUUAUCCUCAAACUGCGAGACAGGUCAGCGGUUGAAGGAAGUUCGGUGCGCUUAGCAUGCCGGGCGAUGGGAACGCCGGAACCUGGGUUCCAGUGGUUCAAGGAUGAUAAGCCAAUCAGCGCUGGAGGGCGGUUUGACAUCAGCCAAUCAGUGAGCGGGUUUACACUUGUAAUAAAAGACUGUGAGGUAGAGGACGCGGGAGAAUACAAAUGCGAAGCCUCGAACAAGGCGGGCAGCGUCAGCACUGCGUGUAAAAUCACUGUGACAGGACUUUCCAAACCUCGUCAAGAGGUAACGGUCCGCCCAGACUUCGAGCAAAAGUUUACAGACACAACAGUCACGGACGGUGAGGAGGUGAAGUUGACAGUUAAGGUGUCCGGAACCCCUGUCCCGGAUGUAGAAUGGCAGAAAGGAGGCAAACCAAUCAGAGAUGGACGUCGAGUUAAGAUUGACAAGAACAAAGAUGGCGUGCAUGUACUUCGUAUUCCACGUGUAGAAACCGCUGACCAGGGAGAGUACUCUUGCAUUGCUAAGAACAAAGCUGGAAAAGCUACUUGUUCUGCUAAGCUGACUGUUCAAGCUCCUAAGCCAGAAAUUAAGGAAGGUGUCAUGUCGCUUCCUAAGAUGCCAGUAGAAGAAACAGUGACACUGGCCACAGACAUACCAGUGUCUCGUGCCCCUGACCUCGAAGAUGGUCCCCCUGAGACUCCGCCCAAGUUCGUCCGCACCAUGAAGAAAGCGGAAGUCAUUGAAGGAAGCGCGGCAAAGUUUGAUGUCAAACUCACCGGAAGCCCAGAACCGGAAGUACGAUGGUUAAAGGAUGAUAAACCUCUUACGGAGGGCCGGAAGUUCCGGUUUGACGAAGAUGAUGACGGAGUGUUCUCUCUGUUUGUGAAUGAUGUGGUGGCUGAUGACGAAGGAGUUUACAAAUGUGAAGCGUCAAACAUCAAAGGAGAGGUUUCUUGCACUGCAGUGCUUGAAGUAGAAGGCCUCGAAGAGUCAACCGAGGAAGAAAGGGAAGAAACGUCCGAAGAUGAGGUACCAGCAAAGAAAGAACCUCCUGCCAAAGCACCCCCUCCAGCACCUAAACCGAAGCCUGCCGCGAAAUCAGUUCCAAAACCGGUUUUCUCGUCGGAGCUUCAGGACAAACAAGUUAAAGAAAGCGACAACCUCACGCUAGACGUCCGAGUACCAGCCGAGUGCAAGGCCGAGGUCACGUGGUUCAAAGACGACCAUGCUCUUAAAGAGGAUCAUCAUAUAACCAUCAUUUCCGCCGGUGAAAUGCACGCUGUCAAUAUCUUCAACGUGACAGUCAAGGACGAGGCGGUGUACCGCUGUGUCGCUACGAAUGCUGCGGGAUCAGUUUCUACUGAUUGUGAAGUUCUUGUCGAAGAGAAAGUCAAAGUUCCUCAAACAGUCAUGAACCGUGGCCGUCUUUCUCAAAUGGCACCGGAAUUUGUUCAAGAAUGCACCGACCUGAGUGUGGUGAAACAUUCCACUGCACAGCUAGAAGUGAUAGCCGCUGGCAGCCAACCACUGCAGAUUCGCUGGUUCAAAGACGACGAGCCCAUAAAGUACGGAAAACGCUUGAAAAUGUCGUCCGACGGAGAGCAUUGCUCGUUAAAGAUUUCUCCGGUGGAAACUUCAGAUCAGGGGAUGUACAAAUGCGUGAUAUCUAACAAGGCUGGGACACAGUCUUGCGAGGCAAAGAUAACAGUAGAAGAAUCAGUCGAAGUCGCCGAAAGUGCCGACGGCGCUACCCCAGGUUCUCCGGUCACGAAACUCCCGUCCAAGCAAAGAAGUGGUGCCAAGCCGACCAUAGUGACUCCUCUGGAAAACAUCGAAGUCAAUGAUGGCGAAAAUGUCGCGUUGCAGGUGACUUCCGGUCCAGAACCCAUCGACAACAUUGAAUGGUUUAAGGACAAUGACCUGAUACGCUCACGUCCUCGAUUCACGCAGUCUUCACAGGGCUCAGCACACAACCUCGACAUUCAGGCAGUAACUUGUGACGACGAAGGCAUCUAUAAGUGCGUGUUGCUUAAUAACUGGGGCAUUGCGUCUUGUUCGGCUGAGGUGUUGGUAGAAGAAUCAAUGUCAGAGUCUUCAUCCCAAGAUGAAGAACAACUCGAAAAGAUGAAUGCCCGGAUGGAGCGCCGGAGAUCACGUGACAGCGUCUGCGCGCCAGAGUUCCAACAAGAGCUUAGCAACCGUGACGUCAAAGCUGGGGACACUGUUUACUUCACCGUCAAAACAACGGGCAUCCCGGAACCGGAAGUCACGUGGUACAAACAUGGUGAGUUACUGAAGGAGGACUCGCGAUUGAAGUUUAUCAAAGAUUCGCAGACUGGAAACUACUCACUGCUGAUCAACAAAGCGACCGUGGAGGACCAGGGCGAGUAUCGUUGCGUGGCGUCCAACAUGGGAGGUUCAGUAGCUUGCCAAGCAAAACUCUCGGUUGAAGCAGCGCUAAAAACUGAAGGAGGCGAAGCACCGUCAUUCACGGCUCCGUUGAGAGAUCGUUCCAUCGAAGACGGUAGUGCAGCAAGGUUUGAUAUGCGCGUGCGCGGAAAGCCAACCCCGGCAGUCACGUGGUACAAAGGUGACGAAGAGAUCACUGACGAACAGUUCCCGCAUAUCAAAGUUUUCCAAGAAGAAAACCUGUAUUCCAUUUUGAUAACUGAAGGAAAGGUCGAUGAUGCUGGACAAUACAAAGUGGUAGCUAAAAAUGACCUUGGAGAGGUGUCUUCUACCUCAAAUCUCUUUGUAGAAGGAACGGAUCAAAGGCCACUCCUUUACAGUGGAAAACCUCCUCGUAAGAGUUCAGGACUAUCAAGAGUGGAGGAGGUCCUCACGCUCAAACUGUACACGGCCGUAGAAGACUUCUAUUCGGAGGAAACUGGAAACAAAUUCCUCAAGAAGGGCGACAAGGUCGAAGUACUGGAUACUAGUCGACCUGAGUUCUGGUUGGUCAGAAGAGUAUCACGUGGUUCAGAGAUCGGAUUUGUACGUCACACUUGUCUGAAGAAAGAUGACGACGGCGAUGAAACUGCAGACAUACCGACGCAAGGAGAGAAAAUAAGAUUUGUGUGUAUCACCAACUACAAACCUAAGGCUCCUGGUGAGGUAUCCGCGAAUGAAGGAGACACAAUAGAGGUCCUUGACAACAUAGGCUCGGAGAGUUCAAUGGUCUGUGUUAUUACCACUGGAGCAGUCGGGUGGUUGCCGCGGGUCUUUAUCAUCAGGGCCCCGGAGGAGGAUGUGAAGAAGGCUCCGAAAACUGCUAAAGGCAAAGAAAGGGAGGCAAUCCAUCAGCGAGAAUUCGUGUUGAACGAGAUGAUUGAAUCUGAGCGACAAUACGUCAAUGAUCUCCGCACAGUUGUUGAGAGUCACUUAGCCGAGCUCGAGGCCGAAGACAUCCCCGAUGAAGUUGUUGAAGAAAAGGAUGUCGUGUUUUCCAACAUCAAGGAUAUCUACGGCUUUCACACAAGGCAAUUCUUACAUGAACUCGAGGCAUGCGCAAAGAAUCCAGAUGACGUACCAAAAGUUAUUCUGAGACACAAACCCAAAUUUGAGAUGUACGUCAAGUUCCUUGAGGGUAGAUCGCUUGCCAACGAGAAGCUGGAAAACGAAGUCACGCGCGAAUUUUGGACGGAGUUUAAAGAAGACAUGAAAGACGAGAAUUCCCUGUCUGAUUAUCUAAAGAAACCAUCGCAGCGACUGAAUGAAUACAUCUUGCACCUCCAGGAACUGCUUAAGUUCACAGUGCGCGCAAAUCUGAAGCACUCCGACUAUGAGGCGGCGCUUGAAUUCUUGUCCAGUAUCUCCCAGCGAGCUGAUGAGGCAGCUCUGAAGUUCCAUAUCGAAGGAUACAACGGCGACGUUCCACUUGCAGAUCUUGGAAGACUUAUCCGCCAGGAACUGGUGUUGUUCUGGGAGGAGAAAGCACGUGGUAAAGGAAAAGAACGCGAUUUGUUUUUGUUUGAGAAAGGAAUCGUGAACACCAAGAGAAAAGAAGGUGGAAGAAAGUUCGUGUUUAAAAACAUGCUGAAGUUGACAAGUGGAAAUGUUGGCCUGACGGAGAAUGUUGAAAGUGAACCGCGUCAGUUCAUGGUGUGGGUUGGUACCUCCAUGACCAGUGCUCUUGUGCUUCACACCUUCGAGACCAAGACCGAGUGGUCUAAGCAAGCGUGGGUUCGAGAGAUCAAACGGCUGCUCAAUUUAAGUGAAGAAUCGCCCGUCACUGCUGUUGCACCAUCUCUUGUAUUCGGUGAACUCUCAGUCGAAGUACCCAGCACUACAUCGACUGAGACGAACCUGGUAACAACAGUCAAAGAAACUCUUACCAGUCUCUCGUACUCGCGCUUGAUCGCUGAGGUAGAGAAACAGUACGUGGCUAUCACGCCCCCAGACUCACCCGAACCCAUGGGCCUGAACAUACAACUUGGAGGCACCUACCGCUUGUCCGAAGAAACCCUGGAAAAAGAGACUCAUGAACUAGUUAUUGGCCGUGGAGAGCAAGUCCGCGUUCUCCGCUCGGGCCGAGAUCUUUACUUCGUUCAGACGGUCAAGGAUGGCGAAACCAAGGAGGGCUGGGUACCAGGAAGCUGGUUGCUUGAGAGAGGCUUGGAAGAUCAGAUCCCCAGUACAGAGGUCCAGGAAGAGCUAGAGGCUGGCUUAGAUGAGGAUAUCCUACAGGAUCUGAGCUCUGAAGCGUCUGAGCCGGAACUUCAGAGGCUUAAGGACACAGGAGAAGCUCAACCGAAGUUCACAGAGGAACUGGAAGAUGUGGAGGUCUGCGUCGGCCAACCUGCCAAGCUUCGGUGUCGAGUGGAGGGAGAUCCCGUCCCAGACAUCGAAUGGUUUGUCGAUGGCGACAAGAUUAAGAAGGGAGGAAGGUUCGAUUUUCUAACCAAAGGUGAUCUCGUUACGCUGAAAAUUUCCGAAACAAGUGCAGAAGACGAGGGGGAAUAUAAAUGUACUGCGACGAACGAAAAUGGGACAGCAACAACUUCGGCUGAGCUUAUAGUAAACGCUCCGGCGAAAAUCGAAAAAGCGCCGAAGUCCCAGACUGUCCGCGUUGGGGAUGUGGUGUCGUUCAAAUGUGAAAUAUCUGGAAAUCCCAUCCCAUCCGGGACCUGGUACCAUGGUAAAACGCAACUAAAGGACGAAGGACGUGUGCUCAUUGAAACUGCUGAAGACUUUUGCGAACUCGAGAUUGAAAAUGUCGAAAAGUCCGACGAAGGGGAGUACUCUUGUGUGGUGAAAAACGACUUUGGGGAGGAUAAGUGUGCAGUGACUCUCACUGUUGAAGGCGGAGGAGCCGCAAAUGAAAACAGUAACGAUAAAGCGGGUGAUGAAGGCGUGGCUAAAGAUGAUGGAGAUGGCGACAGUGACAUAGAGAGCAAAGAUCUUGACCUCCCUUUACGAGAUCCGGUGCACCUGCGCACGGACAAGAAAUUCGAUGACGCGUACAUCUCCCAGAAGGAGCUUGGAAAGGGUAAAUUCGGCGUUGUGAAGAAAGUUAAAGAGAAAAGCACGGGAACGGAAUACGCCGCCAAGUUCCUGAAGAUAACCAAGGAGUCCAGAGAGGAAGUGCUGGCGGAAAUGCACAUCAUGAACAAAUUGCACAGCAAACGGCUUAUCUACCUCCAGGACGCGUACGAGAGACCAAAAGAGAUGAUUAUCGUUCUAGAGUUAAUUUCUGGAGGUGAGUUGUUCGAAAAGGUUUGUAAUGAUGACAACCUGACAGAGAAGGAAGUGGUGCGGUACAUGAAGCAGAUACUGCAGGGCGUGGAACACAUGCACAAGAAACAUAUUGUCCAUUUGGAUCUUAAGCCCGAGAAUGUGCUUUGUGUGAUCCGUCCUGACGGUAAAGAAGACCUCAAGUUGAUUGACUUUGGAAUGGCGCGUGUGCUUGAACCGGGCAAGACCGUCAAGGUAGCGUGUGGCACGCCCGAGUUUGUAGCACCUGAAGUCAUCAGCUACGAGGCCAUCAGUUUGUCCAGUGACAUGUGGAGUGUUGGUGUCAUAGCUUAUGUGUUACUCAGUGGU